GAGUCCUGACCGCUACUGCCUGCGCACAGCUGUUAAGGUUUAAGGAGACCCUUAGGCAUAUAGGGAGGGCUGACACUUCCACCUGCGGCUGCUGGGCCUGCCAGAGGAGAAGCCGAGAGCCGGGAAAUCCAGCCCUUCCGGGGCGCUGGGCUCGGGACAGAGGCCGAAGACGCGCCCGGAGGGAAGACCGGCAGCUGGAUCGUCCCCUGGGGCCGUACAACGGCCUGGCCCGCGCGGCUCCGGUGGACGCUGUCUGUGUGCGCGCUUUGCCCUCGCCCGCCCUCCCCGCUGCGACCCCAGCCUAGGGCCGGAGCAGAGCCCAGGCGCAGUGGCCCGGGGCGAGCAGGGCCCGCCCCGCCGCCCGCCGCCAUGGAGUCAUGGCUGCCUGGCAGCUCUGGGCCCGCGGAAGUCGGGCCUCGCCUGCGCGGCUUGCGCGGCGCCGACCUGGCGGCCUCGGCCUGCUUGCUGAGCGGGGCCGGGGCCGAAGCCGGGUGCAGCGCGCCGGCCGUGGCGGCCGUUUUGCCGGCGGGGGGGAGCGGGGAGAGGAUGGGCGUCCCCACCCCGAAGCAGUUCUGCCCCAUCCUGGAGAGGCCGCUCAUCAGCUACACCCUGCAGGCCCUGGAGAGAGUAUCUUGGAUAAAGGACAUUGUUGUGGCAGUCACUGGAGAGAACAUGGAAGCAAUGAAGUGUAUUAUUCAGAGGUACCAGCAUAAAGGCAUCUCUCUGGUUGAAUCCGGAGUGACCCGCCACAGGUCAAUUUUCAAUGGAUUAAAAGCACUGGCGGAGGAUCAGCCCAACCGUAGACUCUCAAAGCCGGAAGUAGUGAUUAUCCAUGAUGCUGUGAGACCAUUUGUUGAGGAAGAUGUCCUCCUUAAACUUGUCACAGCUGCUAAGGAACAUGGGGCUGCAGGAGCAAUCCGACCUCUUGUAUCUACUGUCAUCAGUCCAUCUGCAGAUGGCUGCUUAGACCACUCGCUGGAACGUGCGAGACACAGGGCAAGUGAAAUGCCACAGGCCUUUCUAUUUGAUGUGAUAUAUGAAGCGUAUCAGCAGUGUAGUGACUAUGACUUGGAAUUUGGAACUGAGUGUUUGCAUUUGGCUCUAAAAUACUGUCACAUCAAAGCCAAACUUAUAGAAGGAUCUCCUGACCUCUGGAAGGUGACCUACAAACGAGAUCUGUAUGCAGCUGAAUCGAUUAUUAAGGAAAGAAUUUCACAACAAAUUUGUGUAGUUAUGGACACAAAAGAAGAUGAAGAACAUGUAGGUCAUCGUCUUGAAGAAAUGCUAAAAAAUGAAUUAAAUCAUGUAAAAGUCACAUCUGGCAGAGAUCUUCAGCAAAUCAUCUUAGAGGAAUGCUACAAUUUUGUUUGUGUGAAUGUUAUGACCUCUGAUUUUGAAGAAACCCAGAAAUUACUGAAUAUGCUUGAAGAGAGUAAUCUUUCCAUUUUGUAUCCUGUUGUUGUUAUUUCAGUGCAGUUUCUUGAUUAUGAAUCAGAACCAUCUGGUCAGAAAAUGGAAAACCUAAUGCGGAUUAGAGAAUUUGCCAAGGAAGUGAAAAAAACAAAUAUUUUAUUAUAUGGCCUUCUCGUAUAUUACCCACAGGAUGAACGGAAGCUACAGGAAAGUUUAAGGCAAGGUGCCACCAUUAUUGCUGCCUUAAUCAAAGAAAGAAAUUCCGGACUCAUUGGUCAACUACUGGUAGCAUAAAGAACAUGGAGAAAAUUACCUACUGUGUUCUUAGAAACAUUUACCUAAGUAUCUCUUUUGUGCUUCUCUCUGAAUUGUAUAUGGUAGAAUGUUUAAGUUGUCUUUUAUGUCUUUUAUAAUUUGGAGGAUGUGAUGCUUAGGUGAACUUGAAAACUUUUUAUGCAUGUCAAAUAUAAAUUGCUUAAACCGGAAAAGAACAGAUAAGUGGAAAAUUAUAGCCUUCAUAUAAAGAAUCUUUUCACAAAGGCAUGAAAGGUAAAAUAGAAAUAAUGAUGAGUCAGCUAAUUCUCCAAGGAAUGAGAAUUUAGGAAAUGUCAACUAUUAUCUCUCUGUUAAUUAGUAAAUCACACUAUAAUGAAACUAAUAAAUAAGAUUAAUGAGUAUUGUUAAUUCUAACAUUAUCCUCUCUCCAUGGGUUAUUUUGAAUUGCAUUCCAAUUUUUCACACCUUAAAAAAAAGAGGAGAUAGCAGUGAACUCUGCACUUUGAGUAUCUGCACCAUUAGCCUCACAUUACCCUAGAUCCCUAAAGGAGAUGUAAUCUCCUGCUUUUCUAAUGUUUCAAAAUUGUAUGUUUUCCUUGGUUUAUGAAAUAUAGUUUUGACUUACAUUAUUUUAAAAGGCUUCUGAUUUUUCUGAAUAAUUUUAAAAGAAGACUGGAAAGCUUCAUGAAAGUGAAGUUAUUUUGGUCAAUCUUAAGUUAGUCUUCUAAAAGGAAGAGAGUCCAUUGCACAUAAAAUAAUUAAUUUUCUUUUGAUACGGAUAACUGCUGCCUUUUUAAAUCGAGUUCUUAUUCUUUCAAAUUUCCACUGGUAUAUACAUCUUGAAUAUUGAUGAUUUUUCCCUUACCUUAUAUUUUACAGUUUUGUCAAUCCAGUCAUUAGAGAUGCCUUUUAUUCUAUAUAUACACUUCAUAAAAACACAUUAGAUCAGAUUAUGCCAGGGCUUAGGCUGCACGUGGGAACUAUAAAAAUUGCAUGAAAUGUUUUCAGUUAAAGAUAGACUAUGAAAUAUCUACCUUGUGCAGUCUCUUCUUAACAUGUUGGGUGAUUUUGCCUUCAUUUCUCAAGUAUCCAUAAUAGUAGGAGAGUUUAUAUUUUACAUUUAAAUAAUAGUGAGUAGAAGAUAGAGGAAAUGAAAUAAUUACUGCAAUUCAUUCUCCUAAAUGAAAUGUGUUAUUUGAAUGAAUGUAGGCUUGGAUCUCAAUUCCUGGGCUCGCCACUUUUCCUCUUUCUCUAGGGAUGUUAAGAAAUAUAAAAUAAAUCAUUUAAUUAAAAAUCUUGAGGGUGGAAAUAUAUGGGCAGUGUGUGGAUUUUGGUUAGAAUGUCUGUCGACAUUAAGGCAGGUUGGCUACGCUGUAAAAAGUCAUAGGUGCGCCUUUUGACAUCUUCAGGUGAAAAUGUUUUAAGAAUUUGAAAAGUGCUCAUAAAGGCAAAAGGGGGAAAGUUAUGAAGAUUUUAAGGAGAAAAUGAGUGCCUUUAGGUACGUGGUGGGAAACUAGGCAAUCUCUGGCACAAGCAACAUUACUGUAUCUAUUGAGUGCUGGCUGAGUUACCUUAGAUUUCAACAAAAGGGAAUAUUAUACCAGACAAGAAUUUAUCUUGGGACAGUUAGUAUGCCUUUACCCUAGGCAAUUAUAAACAUUUAGUGUUAUGAGAUUUAGUUAAUAAAAUAUUAAGAUGACGAUGUCUGAAAUCAUCAUCAUCAUCAUCAUUAUGGCAUUUAAUUUUUUUCUUUAUAGUUUACAAAGUGAUUCACAGCAUUGAAAAUAAUUUAAAGAAAUCUCCUCACAUCCUUUACAGUUUAGAUGGAAAUUGAGGCUCAGGGAUCCUCACUACUUUCUCCAAAGACACAUGUCUGCCUAGUAGCAAAAGGCAGGGCUUAAACUCAGGACCACUGAGAAUGAGUUUUAAGCUCAUUUUCCUCUAUAACAAUGAUUGCGGGCAAAGGACAUCCAGCAGAGAGGCCUUGGGAAAUGAGCCAGAGGCUCCGAAUGAGCGUUGGAGGAAUGGACGAGGAGGGACAGAUCAGUCCAGUGACCCGAGGAAAGUCCUGAAGCUUUUGGCUUUCCAACCAUGUUUCCAACAUACAGAAAUUGUAGCUAAGGAUAAAGGGAAUGAAGAGCAUUAUUGGCCAGGAGGGAAAGAUAAAUUAGUUGUUUUUGUUAUUUGUUAAGAGAUCCAGAGGCAACUUUACAGUUAUAUAUUCAUCUCCACUUCGGGAAACUUAAUUACUUUCAUGAUAACUGUCCAUUUUCACUUUACUUUUCAAAAUCCCUUUAAAAAUUAUAGUAAGUAUGCCUGAGGGUCACUGAAAUUGCUUUCUACUUGUGCAAAUUUUGUGGAAAGGCUGUUUUCUUUUUAAAUGUAUGCUACUUAAUUACAUGCAAUUUAAAGUUAACCUUUUUAGGAAGUUAACACAGUGCGAUCGGUAGUUUGAUUAAUGACAUAUUGGUAAGAGGUAGUAUUUUUUUUUUCAUGAAAGUGCUCAAUUUGAGAGAUGACUUCUUGCAAAUACACUCAUCUGCAGAUAAAAGUCAGACCCCUAUAUUCUACCAAGACCUCAGACCCCUAUAUUCUACCGAGAGCCAUUCUUACUGUGGUCACUUUAAGCAUUUUGCAUUGGUUUACCAGGAAAACGCUCUUUUUCUAUGCUAGUUUACUGUACAUUUGACCCUUGAACAGCACAGGUUUGAAUUGCACUGGUCCACUUAUACGUGGGUUUUUUUCAGCAGUAGCUAGGAAGGAACCAUGGAUACAGAAGGCUGACCCUAAAUCAUGCACAGAUUUUUGACUGCUGGGAGGGUCAACGCCUCUAAUCCCUGUGUUGUUCGAGGGUCUUCUGUAAUUACACCUAUCAAAUUUUACGUUAUAUAUAUGAAUACAGUAUUCAUUUUAUAAAAAUCAAGUUGUAGUACUACAUUUUCUUAUGUUAAAUAUGUAAAUUUUACUUCCUUUUAAUGUUGAAACUCACUAUAUCAAGGAAACAAAUGAUAAUAUUUUAAUUAAAAUGUGAAGAAAGCCGUUUGAGAUAAGAAAGAUUGAAAUUGUUUCAAAAGCUUAAUUCAAAAAUAAACAAUAAAUGAAAAAUACAUAUUGUUUUAGGGUUUAUUAAUAUGGUUUAAAAUACGUGGACAAGAUGUGACUGUGCAGCUGGUGUUUGGCAUUGAAACAUUAAUAUAUGUUCUGGUAUGUUCUUAGUUUCAAAACUGUGAAGAGGUAUGGAUCUUUUUAAAUGAAAAGUAAGAAACUACUAUUAAAUAUUUUAAAUGUUCUCUUUACACAACAAAAUAUAGGUAAUUGCUAACUAUUGAUAUUUUAAAAUCUAACGACAAUUUUCAUUGAUAUUUAGUGUAUACGUACAUGUUUUUCAAACUGACUCAGUCUCAACUGAAUAACUGAACAGAACAUUCUCAAAAUAUAAGUGUGAUGUUUUACAUUAUAGGAAAAUAGAGUUUGAGAUUCAGAUAUAUUAUUCUGUAAAAUAUAUUAAAAAUUUGCAAAACCGGAAGUCUCAAUCAGAUUUUUUUUCUUUCCCUCAUAUUUAGCAGGUUUACCAGUAAUUACUGUGGCAGCUAAGGAUAUAAAAGCUAUACUUAGGCACAGUGGAAAAGAAUAUUGUGACCACUUAAUAAUGUUUACAUGGGUGUGGUGGGUUGAAUUACUGUUUAGCAAUAUUCUUUCCUUCCAUUUAGUUUCCAUACGAGGAAUGUAUGUCCACUUCAUGACUCUGGGAUUCAUCCUGUGACCUGCUUUGACCAACAGAGUGAGUCACAAGUGGCAGUGCACCGCAGAGAAUAGGCUUAAGACACCCUGCAUGUUGCUGCUUGCUCUCUCCCACUUCUGCCACCACCAUGAUGUACACAUUCCGCCUGGCCUGCUGCCUCCAAAAGGAAAACAAGAGCUGGGAUCACCUGACCUCCAGCUAAUCAACAAAUGGAUACAGAAGCCCAGCUGAGAUCAGCAGGGUCUCCAGCAGACAGCUCCUAAGCCUGAGGGUCUACAAGCUGCAGGAAGACGAGACCACCCGGGGUGGCCUGCAAGCCGUGAUUCUUGCCACGAACCCCGCUGCUGCCGUUGUGGAAUCCGGCUUCCCCCACCGCUCUGCAGCACUGACGUUUAGGACCACUGGCAUUCAUCUGUGAUGCCUAUCUGAGAAAUUCAUAUUCUGGUCGGAGGAGAAAAUGAAGAAAGAUGGGUCAAUAACCAUCAGAAAAGUGAAAGAAACAACCCAAACAAAAGCACAUCGUAUGCUAACUGGAGAAACAGCAGUUGGACUAAAAAGUCUCUGAGGCACCUGUCUGAGGAACUGCAGUAGAAACUGGUACAUAGUGUCGGGUGGAGUUUCCUGAUUGUGGCAGGAGUGGCCAAGGCCUGAUGGGUCCUCUCUGCAGUGGUUGGGAGUCAGUCCACCAGGCCCACUUGGAGCGUCCUCUGCUGCCUUGCCCAGAUUGGUAGGCACCAGUUAAACCCUCAACGGGGGACUGAGCUUUGAUCGCUGAAUGGGAGUAGACCUUCUGAUUGAGCUGUAUUUGAAGACUCAAGGUGAGGUAGGUGUUAUCUCCCCCUUUGGCAGAUGAGGAACCUAACUGGAAAUUUAAAUGAUUUGCCCAAAGUCACAUAGGACUAGUGUCCUUAUGAGAAGAGGAGGAGAUUAUAGGGAUACACGUGCACAGAGGAAAGGCCACGUGAGAACACAGCAAGAAGGCAGCCAUCUGUAAGUCAAGCAGAGAGGCCUCAGGAGAAAUCAACUCUGCCACCCCCUUGAUCCUGGACUUGCAGCCUGCAGAACUAGGAAGGAGACUUCGUUUUGGCAAUUUCAGGCAUGCGGUUUUGCUGUGUUGGUCCAGGAAACGGAUGAAUUAGAGCAAUGUGUAAGUCUAAGAGGCUAUGUUAAUUCAUGUGAGGAAGACACAUGCAAGAAAAGAAAAAAGUUGAGUUGAAAAGAUGGAGAAAAGAGUACACAGACUGAUGCCAUGAAAGCAGCUGCCAACAAAUCAAUUAUUUAUUGCAUCAAGGCUGCUAUUCACCACACAUGUAAGAUCUCUAAUGUCAAGAGCAGUUAUUCUUGAGUGACUUCUGUUCUAGAAGCUGUCAAUGAAGAUGGUAUAGCCCAACGUUCAUACACCAUUGUAUCCCUACUGUAUCUUUUGUGUCUAGUGCUUUGUUUGCAAGAUUACUAAGAAUGCAAUAGGGCAAUCUUGACAAUUGUAGUAAAACUGACAAAAAUAUUUAGGCUCUGGAGUAAGAUUUGCCAAAUUCAGAACUGUUUCUAAAUCCUGCAUAUGUGGUUUUGACUUGAUUAGUUCAAUUCCCCAAGACUGUUUCUUUUUCC
Messenger RNA from Balaenoptera musculus (blue whale), 7039 nucleotides. It is a transcript of the gene CRPPA, whose product is annotated as CDP-L-ribitol pyrophosphorylase A. The transcript is spliced from 20 exons. The record is from RefSeq and is a predicted model, not a curated record. Bases 370 to 1707 code for a protein of 445 amino acids. Gene Ontology annotation, cellular component: cytosol. Gene Ontology annotation, molecular function: D-ribitol-5-phosphate cytidylyltransferase activity. Gene Ontology annotation, biological process: isoprenoid biosynthetic process; protein O-linked glycosylation via mannose. Lineage: Eukaryota; Metazoa; Chordata; Mammalia; Artiodactyla; Balaenopteridae.